Sorex fumeus (smoky shrew) is the source of this 1633-nucleotide messenger RNA. It is a transcript of the gene CPSF4, whose product is annotated as cleavage and polyadenylation specific factor 4. Gene Ontology annotation, molecular function: zinc ion binding; RNA binding. Gene Ontology annotation, cellular component: mRNA cleavage and polyadenylation specificity factor complex. The record is from RefSeq and is a predicted model, not a curated record. The transcript has 8 exons. NCBI's taxonomy places the organism in Eukaryota, Metazoa, Chordata, Mammalia, Eulipotyphla, Soricidae. The coding region runs from base 116 to 925 and encodes 269 amino acids.
GGCGGCGGCGGCGGCGGAGGCGGACGCGGACCGUGCGCGGCGGCGGGUCGCGGUGUGAGGGCGGCGAGGAGCAACGCGGGGACCGGACCGGGCCGGGGUGGCCGCCGCCGCCGCCAUGCAGGAAAUCAUCGCGAGCGUGGACCACAUCAAGUUCGACCUGGAGAUCGCCGUGGAGCAGCAGCUCGGGGCGCAGCCGCUGCCCUUCCCCGGCAUGGACAAGUCGGGGGCUGCUGUCUGCGAGUUCUUCUUGAAGGCUGCCUGUGGCAAAGGGGGCAUGUGCCCAUUCCGCCACAUCAGCGGCGAGAAGACAGUGGUAUGCAAGCACUGGCUGCGGGGACUGUGCAAGAAGGGCGACCAGUGCGAGUUCCUACACGAGUACGACAUGACCAAGAUGCCCGAGUGCUACUUCUACUCCAAGUUUGGUGAGUGUAGCAACAAGGAAUGCCCCUUCCUGCACAUCGACCCUGAGUCCAAGAUCAAGGACUGCCCGUGGUACGACCGCGGCUUCUGCAAGCACGGUCCCCUGUGCAGGCACCGGCACACACGCAGGGUGAUCUGUGUCAAUUACCUCGUGGGAUUCUGCCCGGAAGGGCCCUCGUGCAAGUUCAUGCACCCCCGCUUCGAACUGCCCAUGGGGACCACCGAGCAGCCGCCUCUGCCACAGCAGACGCAGCCUCCCGCCAAGCAAAGUAACAAUCCGCCAUUACAAAGGUCGUCCUCCUUGAUCCAGUUAACGAGUCAGAACUCUUCUCCCAACCAGCAGAGAGCCCCGCAGGUCAUCGGGGUCAUGCAGAGUCAGAACAGCAGCACGGGCAACCGGGGACCCCGGCCACUGGAGCAGGUCACCUGUUACAAGUGUGGCGAGAAAGGACACUACGCCAACAGAUGUACUAAGGGGCACCUGGCCUUCCUCAGUGGACAGUGACCUCAGCUGGAGCGUGCGCAGAGCCCCAAGGGCCGUCCUUGGAGCAUAUGCUGAACUGGGGUCCCUGUGCCCGGGCGGCUCUCUCCCCAGCGCAUAGUACACUGUGCUGCCUCGUUCUUGGCUGCGCCUGUCACCUCCCCAUCAUUUGCUGGAAUUUUAAGGGACACCUGCUUCACCUUGUCCUUCACCAUCAUCAUGUCUGGACAUCGGUGUCCCCCGUGGCGUUCCCACACGCCUGCCCCCUAGUGGCCGGGAGGGGCUCAUGCAAAGCAGCUUGGGGGAAGUUGGCCAUCUCCUACUGGACCCCACGGGACAGGUCAGUGGUGCCUCCGGCCCCUGCCACUUCCUCCUGCUGAAUUCUGAAGCUGUGCCUAUCCAUGUGAGUUGACCGCGGUCACCUUCAGGGCAAAUUCAAGUGCGCUUGUCCCUCUGCCCGGACCUGGUCCAGUGGCAGGCUCGAGGGGGCUAGGCACGCCCCGGGGAGCCCCUGGCCCACUGCCUGGCAGUGGGUAAGGUGUGCCUUAAGCUGAAGCCCUGUGCACCUACCUCCUGGCCAGCAAGUGUCUGUGCUGUCACCAGACCCCCUUGGGCCUGUGGAGACCACCCAUCCCAGCCUGGAAAUGUGAAACCGUCACCCACAACCGCUGGGCCAGUGGGUCUGUCCAAGUUCAAUUAUAAGAACAAUGUUCAUCAGAGUCGCUCAGAGCC